Messenger RNA from Microplitis demolitor, 4040 nucleotides. Its product is annotated as SH3 domain-containing kinase-binding protein 1. The transcript has 7 exons. The record is from RefSeq and is a predicted model, not a curated record. The coding region runs from base 368 to 2116 and encodes 582 amino acids. Gene Ontology annotation, molecular function: protein binding. NCBI's taxonomy places the organism in Eukaryota, Metazoa, Arthropoda, Insecta, Hymenoptera, Braconidae.
GUUGUAUGUUACCCAGAUAGCACUGCCGUGCCAAAUGGUUUUCUCCUGAACUCCUGAUCAUAAAAUUGAACAUAUUCAAUAUGGCAACUCUGUGACACAUUACUACACUGGUAUAGGCAGCUAUAAGUAUAUAUCUUUACCUCUACACCUUUUUACUCAUCGUAAGAGAGAUUACUGCUGUCAAAUUCGCUUGGGAUACGCCUAAAACACUUGUCGAUUAAAUAAAUGUAUAUAUAUACGUAUAUUUGUUUAUUUAUAUCGCUCAAUUACUAAACUACUUAAAUUAUUUAAUGAUUUAAUGAAGAAUUAAAUAUAAAAUUGGUGGAGUCGAAGUGGGUUGCUGUAAAGAUAGAGGAAUCAAUAAAUAAUGGAAGCCCUAGUUGAAUUUAAUUAUGUAGCACAAGAACCUGAUGAAUUGACAAUAAGAAAAGGGGACAUCAUUAAAGAUGUUAAAGUUAUGUCUGGUGGAUGGUGGGAAGGAACAUUGAGAGAUAAACGUGGUAUGUUCCCUGAUAAUUUUGUCAAGGUGUUGGAGACAAGUGCAAGUGCUGUGAAAAAUGAACAAGUUAGUGUUGAAAUUAAAAAGGAAACAGUGACACUUCGUAAUGGAUCUGUUGUUAAUAAUACCAUGAGUAGUAAUAGUAGUUGUAGUAGUAGUAGUAAUAGUAAUAAUAAUAAUAGUAUAAAUCAUAACCAUAGUAAUAAUAAUGGUAGUAGCAAUAGUAUGAACAGUUCGACGAGUAAAUGGUGCAAAGUACUUUUUAGUUAUGAUCCAUGUAAUGAAGAUGAAUUGACAUUAAUACCAAAUGACAUGGUUGAAUAUUUGGGUCAAGUUGAGGAAGGCUGGUGGACUGGACGAUUGCGUGGUCGGGUUGGAGUAUUUCCAUCAAAUUUUGUUUCACCCCCAGCUACUGCUGAUGAUACUAAAGAAUUGUGUCGAGUAUUAUUUUCUUAUGAGGCAGCUAAUGAAGAUGAAUUAACGCUUGCAGAAGGCGAAAUUGUAACUUUAAUUUCACGUGACGCACCUGAUAAAGGCUGGUGGAAAGGUGAAUUACGCGGUAAAAUAGGUUUAUUUCCAGAUAACUUUGUUCAAGUAUUACCGGCAAAAGACUUACCCUUACAUCAAGAAGAUACUAAUAAAGUGAGACCAUUAGAAUUAAAUAGAGGUUUAAAAACAACGAGCACAAGUAGUUUAAAACAGUGGAAUACUGGUAAAAAAGGUGAAAAAGCUUAUGUACGAAAAAGUUUAGAUACAAGAACAUCAAAUACUGAAAAAAAAAGUGUUAGUCCAAUAUCACCGGUACUUGUUGGUGGUGGUUCCUCUUCAUCAGUAUCUUUAGCUUCUUCUGAUAAAAAUUUACCUGAUAAAAAAAUUAUUAAUUCAUCCUCACCACCAAUUUCCUCUGGUAUCAAACGACUAAUUAAGUGUGAAGAUAUAACAACUGGUAGCUCAAUAUUACCGCUGGAGGCUGCUGAUAGUAAUGAAGGAAUUGAGGAGGAAUUGGAUGGAAUUGAAAGAGAAGAAGAUACUCCACUACUACAUCUUACAGCAUCUCGAGUUAAAGCACCACGACGACGUUUGCCUUCCAGUCAUCAUCACACUCGUCAAGUCAGCACUGAAAAUACAGUAACUACUAAUGGAACCGUUGAUACUGUAGAUCAGUCGAGAAAUGAUGAUAAUGAAAACGGAACUGGAAAAAAUCGACAACCAAUUGCACCAUGGAUAGAGGAAUUGAAGUUAAAUCAAAUGGAAAAAAAGAAAAUAUCGACAGACAAAGUUGAUGUAAAAAAAGAAAAAAAUAGCGUGAAUGAAUCACCAAUUCAUAGUAUUUCUGACAGUAUCGAUCAGUUACAAGAUAAUCAAGACUUACAAAGACUUAAAGAUAAAGACAGUUCAUCGUAUCAACGAACUAACUCACAUCUACCCUGUCCAGUAUCGCCGACAACUUCUGGAACACCUGCUUACGUUCCAUAUCGACUUUACAGCCAAUUGCUUGAUCGAGUUGCUACACUUGAAGAAAGACAAAUAGUAUUGCAGCGAAUGGUAAUUCAAUUGUCUGAACAAGUAGGCCCACUGUUAACUAAUUCAUCUUCAGUAACUGGUAACAAGUCUUAAUCGAUCCCUACUUUUUUUUAUCGUUAAUAUUAAUAUUUUUUUUUAUUUUUUAAUUAUUAUUUAUAAUAAGUAUUUAAUACCAUACAUGCUACCAAUUUAUUUUCUUCUAUAAAUUUAUUCCUUGACUGUCGAUAAAUGAAACAUAUUUAAUAUACAUACCAGACUAUCAGACUAUAAUAUAUAUUCGUUUGGAACAAACAUAUUUUUUUUUCGUUCCUCAUUGAAAAUCUUAUUCUACAUGUUAAAAUAAAAAUUCAGUCAAAUUUAGAACCCUUAUUAUAAAUUUUAUGGACUGGAACCACGUCGUUGAAGUUUUCCCAUACUAAAAGCAUGUAAAUCUAGAUUUUUUUCUUUUCAUUGAAUAAAAUUCAGCCCCAUACUAACGUAUCUUAUUGGUUCAACGUUUUAUUUGAAAAGAACUGUAUACUUUUUGAAAAAGCCUGUAUCUGCUUAGCAGUUACUUCAACGUCAGUCCGUGUGUAAACCUUGAAAGUCUAAUUUCCUAUGAAAUUGAUGAUUUUUUGUUGUUAACUUAUAAACAGUUUACUUUAGAAAAAAAAGUAGACAUCAUUUUUUGUAGGAAAUUUAGUCUAAUAUAAAAAAGUUUUUAUGAGUCGAAUCUCUAAAAUGAAUAUUUAAAGAGAUAUAUAAACUUAAAGUCAUUCAAAUUCAAAAUUUUAGCAAAAUGAAAUAUAUCUUUUUAAACAUUAUUUUUACAAAUUUGACUUUUAUGAAUUUUAUUGUAGAAGGCUGAAUUUCCUACAAAAAAUAUUGAAUAAUUUUUUUCUCUAAAGUCAACCGUUUAGAAGAGUAAAAAAACCAGCAAUUUCAUUAGAAAUUAGGCUUUCAAGUCUUUCACGCGGACUGUUGUUGAAGGCACUGCUAAGCAGAUACAGACUUUUUCAAAAAGCAUACAGUUCUCUUUAAAUAAAACUUUAUCAUAUCUUAUUGGUUCGGAGUUUUAUUCAAUAAAAAAAAAAAAAUUUUAAUUUACAUGCUUUGAGCAUGGAAAAACUUCCACAAGUUACAGUUUUUAAUUUUGAUAUUAAGGGCUUAAAAUUAUACUGAAUUUUUAUUUUAGCCUGUAGAACAAGAUUUUUUAAUAUAUAUAUUUAUAAAUAAUAGUUAAGUUGUUAUUUAUUAAUUGUGUACAACGAGUUGGCAAUUACUUUAUCACUAUUGUGAUACAGUAUUUUUAAUUAUUUUAUUAAUAAUUGAUUUAUUUUUAAAAAUAACAGCGUCUUGAAGUUAAUGCGAGUUUUUAUUUAAUUAUUUUGCAUUUAUUAGUCAGUGUGUUAAUCAUUAUCACACUCCGUCCAUUAAAUUUUCACAGUUAUAUUGUUCUUCCUAAUAGUUUACAAACUACAAUUUCUCUUAUUAAAAGAAGUUAUUUAAUAUGAUUAGAAAACAAAAAUUUUAAAUACUUUUUAAAGUUUUUGAAUUCUUUUGAAUCGCUCUUCUUAUGGGCAUUUAACAUUGCAAAUCGUUUCUCUUAAUCAGAGAUUAUUAAUGUUUUUAUUUUUUUAACACCGUGCCAAUAUGUAACUGAUGCAGUUUAAAAUACUUCAAGACUUGAUUACAUUUACUUUAUUUUAUAUUAUUGGUGCUAUUUUCUUAAACGCCCAAUAAUUUUUUUUUAUAAUUUACGAAAAAACAAUAAUAACAAUAAUACAUUCCUAUUAAAUAAUUUGCAUACCGUGAUAGUUGUUUUAUCUUUUUGUACUUUUAUAAUAAUAAUAAUAAUAAUAAUAAAAAUCGCUGGCUCGGAUUUUUUUCAAUUUAUAGAGAAUAAAUAUUUAAAUUAUUUACAUUAAAAGGCUAUUGUGCAGCACAUAAAAUUUAUUAAAUAUAUUAGUAUUUGAUAUUUAAUAUUAAAUAUACAUAAUAUAAUUACAUUAAUUAAUAAGAGAACAUAUUAUCGCGU